CUUCCUGCAGAGGUGGUCGAAUAGCCCACGUGAAUGCAUACUUGGUUGUAGCCAGCUCACAUGAGUGACUUGCAAGCUCCAACGACUUCAACUCAACAACACCCAUCCUGGUGAGCUGCGAGAAUCGACAAGGUUCGAGAAGUACCAGACGAAAUCAGACGUCACUGCCUUUCUUUUUUAUUCUCUGUACAUUACCUUAAAGUAAAGAGCUGCCACGACCAUACACAUCGGCGCCCAACGCUCACUUGGUUCUCACAACCUUCUUCCCCGCAUUGCUCACCACAACGCAACCACAAUCAUGUCCUUUGCACCGGCCGCUCCGUGGGACCGAAUCCGCGCUUGGAUCGACGAAAAAGAGAGAGAGGAGCGGACAUUCAUCAGGCCCGCGAGGCUAACGCAGCGCGAGCUCACGGCCAUCAGCAACCUGGUCCCCUUGAUUGAGGAGCCGGACGUGAGCGGCAAGGACUAUGUCAGCGCCUUGCAUUGUGCCGCGCAGAUUGGACAAUGCUUCAUGCCCACGUUUGAGGAUGAGUCGGUUACCCUCACGGUGAAUGGGAUCGUCGAAGCGAAAUGGCGAUGCUACUGCAACAUAGGACCGCAAGGUACCUUUCCAAGGCAAGGAUUCGGGCUGGAUGAAACAGGCGGGGCGCCCAUCUUUGCGACAAAGAAGAACGCAAAGCAAUACGCCGCUCAGCAGGCGCUGGCCUUCAUGUCCAACGGAGCUCCCACCACUUCCACUGCUGCUGCGUCCUUGCCCAAACGCUCAGAACGAUCGCAAGCAGCAUCGCCAAGCCUGUCACAGGUCAAGAAGACCAGAACAGACGCAGGCCCGACCGAAGCAGCGCAAGCCGUGGCUGCGCCGGCGGACGAGACGAGUGGCUUGUCCGUCUACGAAAGAGUGGUCUACCUGUCAAACAAACUCGGUCUCCAUCCACCCACUUACGAAACGCCUCCCUUGCUCGGCAUGCCCAACUUCUUCUCGGGCAGGACGGUCUUCCCAUCCGGCGCGGACGGUCGCAUCCCCGACAAGGUCCUCGUCGUCAACGGCGUGCUGGGCAAGCAGCAGGCCAAGGACCAGCUCGCGCGCCAGGUGUGUGACUGGAUGGAGAGGGAAGUCCAGGAGCGACAGAAGCUAGCAAAAACCCUCUUACCACAAUGAGGGACACUGGUAGUAGGAUAAGUAGUUAAUGUAUAGUACUUAGGAGCCCCUACUGCCUCUACCUCC
This is a messenger RNA of Emericellopsis atlantica, 1225 nucleotides long. RefSeq lists its product as uncharacterized. The transcript is spliced from 2 exons. The coding region runs from base 299 to 1159 and encodes 286 amino acids. NCBI's taxonomy places the organism in Eukaryota, Fungi, Ascomycota, Sordariomycetes, Hypocreales, Bionectriaceae. The record is from RefSeq and is a predicted model, not a curated record.